Messenger RNA from Ceratotherium simum simum (southern white rhinoceros), 1033 nucleotides. RefSeq names its product phosphoribosyl pyrophosphate synthetase 1 like 1 (gene PRPS1L1). The record is from RefSeq and is a predicted model, not a curated record. Lineage: Eukaryota; Metazoa; Chordata; Mammalia; Perissodactyla; Rhinocerotidae. Gene Ontology annotation, biological process: 5-phosphoribose 1-diphosphate biosynthetic process; purine nucleotide biosynthetic process. Gene Ontology annotation, molecular function: ribose phosphate diphosphokinase activity; magnesium ion binding; ATP binding. Gene Ontology annotation, cellular component: ribose phosphate diphosphokinase complex; cytoplasm.
GUCCCUGGUCUGACUUCCGUUCCAAUCUCAGUGGCAUUGGUGAUCGCUGGACGAAGAGUGCCUAGGGUAGUUGACCAAAAUGCCAAAUAUCAAAAUCUUCAGCGGCAGCUCGCACCAGGACUUAUCCCAGAAAAUUGCCGACCGCCUGGGCCUGGAGCUAAGCAAGGUCGUGACCAAGAAAUUCAGCAACCAGGAGACCUAUGUGGAAAUUGGCGAGAGUGUGCGUGGAGAGGAUGUCUACAUCGUGCAGAGUGGUUGUGGCGAAAUCAACGACAAUCUAAUGGAGCUUCUGAUCAUGAUUAAUGCCUGCAAGACUGCUUCAGCCAGCCGGGUUACCGCAGUCAUCCCAUGCUUCCCUUACGCCCGGCAGGAUAAGAGGGAUGAGAGCCGGGCCCCAAUCUCUGCCAAGCUUGUUGCAAAUAUGCUGACUAUAGCAGGCGCAGAUCAUAUCAGCGUGGACCUACAUGCUUCUCAAAUUCAAGGCUUUUUUGAUAUCCCAGUAGAUAAUUUGCGUGCAGAGCCAGCUGUCCUGAAGUGGAUAAGGGAGAAUAUCUCUGAGUGGAGGAACUGUGUUGUUGUCUCUCCAGACGCUGGUGGAGCUAAGCGAGUGACCUCCAUUGCAGACACGUUGAAUGUGGACUUUGCCUUGAUUCACGCAGAGAGGAAGAAAGCCAAUGAAGUGGACCGCAUGGUGCUGGUGGGAGAUGUGAAGGAUCGUGUGGCUAUCCUUGUGGAUAACAUAGCUGACACUUGUGGUACAAUUUGCCAUGCAGCUGACAAACUUCUCUCAGCUGGAGCCACCAGAAUUUAUGCCAUCUUGACUCAUGGAAUCUUCUCUGGCCCAGCCAUUACUCGCAUCAACAAUGCAUGCUUUGAAGCAGUAGUAGUCACGAAUACCAUACCUCAGGAGGAGAAGAUGAAGCAUUGCUCCAAAAUACAGGUGAUUGGCAUCGCCAUGAUCCUUGCGGAAGCCAUCAGGAGAACUCACAAUGGGGAAUCUGUUUCCUACCUAUUCAGCCAUGUCCCUUUAUAA